AAAUUUGAAACUUAAUAAUCCAUUUUUAACAACAUUAAAUUAGAACUACUUCUUAAAUUUUCGAAUGAAAUUCAUAAUGAGAAUAAUUUUAAUGAUAAUACAUUUAUUGUAAAUUAAACGUAUACGAUUAUAAAAAUAUUUUCAAUUAAAUAAAUUUUCGAUUGAUUAAAUAGAUAUUAUCUAAUUUUAAAAAAUAUUAUAUAUAAUAAACAACACAUUUGUAAAAAUUGUGUAUUGUAGUGAUUGUUUAGUUUUAUAAUCCAAAUGUCAAAAAACAAGUUAAAUUUGACAUUACCUCCUGGUUCAAUAGAACCAGUUCCAGCUGUAUCACCAUCACCACCAGUACCAUCGUUACCUAUUUAUUCUGAACCACCAGUAAUACCAGAUGGAGUAAUGGGAAAAAUGAGUAUAGAUGCUAUUCAAGAAAGGUUAGAGGAAUUAGAAAUGGAUGAAGAGCAAAGAAAAAGAUUAGAAAGUUUUUUAGGUCAAAAAGAAAAAGUUGGGGAAUUAUGUGAUGAAGAUUUUGAAAAACUUGGUGAACUUGGUGCUGGCAAUGGUGGUGUUGUUAUGAAAGUGAGACAUAAAAAAUAUGGACUAAUAAUGGCAAGAAAGUUAAUACAUUUAGAAGUUAAACCUGCAAUUAAGAAACAAAUAAUCAGAGAAUUAAAAGUACUUCAUGAGUGCAAUUUUGCACAUAUAGUUGGAUUUUAUGGUGCUUUUUAUAGUGAUGGAGAAAUUAGUAUAUGUAUGGAAUAUAUGGAUGGUGGUUCAUUAGAUUUAAUAUUGAAAAAAGCUGGAAGAAUUCCAGAACCUAUACUAAGCACAAUUACAUCAGCAGUUUUGAAAGGUUUAAGCUAUUUGCGAGAUAAACAUGCGAUUAUGCAUCGAGAUGUAAAACCAAGCAAUAUCUUAGUAAAUAGUGCUGGAGAAAUAAAAAUUUGUGAUUUUGGUGUUUCCGGACAAUUAAUCGAUUCUAUGGCUAAUUCAUUUGUCGGAACGAGAAGUUAUAUGUCGCCAGAAAGACUUCAAGGUACACAUUAUUCUGUUCAAAGUGAUAUUUGGUCUCUAGGAUUAUCACUUGUGGAAAUGGCAAUUGGAAUGUAUCCAAUUCCACCUCCAGAUGAAAAAACUUUAGCUGCGAUAUUUAAUACUCCGACAGGUCAACCACCUGCAGAAAGUACAGCUACAAAUAAUGCUUCUACUCCAACGCAAUCUCCAGGACAUAAUACGGGUAGUCCAAGACCGAUGGCUAUAUUCGAAUUGUUGGAUUAUAUCGUGAAUGAACCACCACCAAAAUUGCCUGCUGGUAUCUUUAGCGAUGCUUUUACAGAUUUUGUGGAUCGUUGCUUGAAAAAAAAUCCUGUUGAAAGAGCAAAUUUAAAAACAUUAAUGAAUCAUGAAUGGAUUAAAAAAGCUGAAUCUGAAAAUGUAGAUAUCGCUGGUUGGGUAUGUCGUACAAUGGAUUUACAACCGACUACUCCAACGCGUUUAGCGAAUGUACAAUCCUGAAUAAAUGUCACUCUUACAUACUUGACUACCUAUAUACGCGUUCAGUACUCUUAAGUUAAUUUUCAUUUCUUUUCGUUCUAUUAAUAUAAACAGUGACGUCUAUAAACUUCAUUUUUUCUUUUAUUAAUAUUAUAAAGUUUGUAAAAUGAUCUUUCGCGAUUUUGAAAACAGAUUUAUUUAUAAGAAAAGUUCUGUUAUAUUUUUUUCUUCUCUCUCACCUUCUCACUUCUUACUUUCUUUUUCACUAUAUUUUAAAAUUUGCUCAAUCACUCGUAUAAACAGUUGAACAAAAAGCAUUUUAUUAAUUAGAAUCUAAGAGCAUUAAUAUAGAUUUUUCGAUAUUUUUACUUUUAUUUUAUCGAUCGUUUAUUUUUACUUUUUUUUCUUUUAAAUAUUUACUUAUUUAAAUGCAUAAGAUAUUAAUUAUUAAUGGUAUCAUAAUAUUCUAUAUGAAUAUUGGAUUUUUGUUUAAGAUAUUAAAUUAUUUUUAAAUAUAUAUCAUAAUCUGAUUUUGAAGUCGCGAUAAAAAUUGUGUUUAAUUUCAUGAACAUGAUUGAAUAUAUGAUCACUUUUAAUGUAUAUAUUGUAUCGUAAAAUAUAAAAAUUUACAUUGAUAUAUUUGCAUGUAUAAAUACGUCACUGUGUUUAAUUUUUAUUUCAUUUUAUACAUAUUUCGUAUCUUUGACUUAUUUGUUGAAAGUAUGUAAGAUAAACGAUUAUCCUUAUAAGUUUAACGUUAUUGUACACUUAUGGGCAAGUUGUGUUUCCUAUGAUAAUACAAGGAUACAUAAAUGGGCAUCGGAUUUAUGGAGAUAUAAUUUGAAAAAAAAAUUGUUAACUAGAAAACAUACUACUAGUAUAACAUUUGUACCUGACAUUCGUAGAACAUUAUUCACACAAUUGAAAAAAAAAUUUUUCGUUUUAUCAUUGUGAAAAUACCAUGAUAUUUUUUACAAAAUAUCAGUCCGCGAUAAAGUUAAAUUUAAAAUUAUAAUUAAAUAAAAUAGUAUUUCAGAUAAUUGACAUAAUUUUUGUAUAUGUAUUAUUUUUAAAAAAAUGUAUAUUUCGUAUGAUAAUAAUAAUAAAAAAGUAGUAUUUAGAAUACUAUUGAAUAAAAAUGACAUCAAAAAUAAUAUGUGGCUAUUUUAUUAGUCAUUGUAUAAUAUGAUUAUAAAUAAUAUUUUAUUGUAAUUUAUACAAGGAUUAUGAAGUAUUAUUUUAUUAAAAAUCAAGUAAUGUGAAAUUUUCGAAUUAUAUAAAAAUAUUUAUGCUAAUCAAAUAUUUUUCUAAAUAUUUUAUUUUAUUUUAUUUUAAUAUUAUAUUUUAAACUAUUAUAUUUUUAAAAAUAAAUUUUUUUAUUAUAUUAUACAUCGCGGUCUGAAAUGUUACACUUCAUAAUAAUUAAUAACAUAACUUUGAUGCGUGUCCAUGUGUUCAUAUAAUAAUGAAUCUAUACAAUGGAAUGUACUGUAUAGUUGUGAAUCAAAUCUUUCUUGUGCAAUUUUUGCGAACUAUGUUUAAAAAUUUAGCCAUUCAUUUGGCUACCUUUAUAUUUACACAUAUUUCAACCAUUAAGUGUAAUAAUUAAUAGAUGUUAAUAAUUUUUAUUCUAUUCAUGAUUAAGGGAAACAGUUUAAAAAGAUUUAAAUUUUUUGAAACUUUAUUCAAAGAAAGCGUUCAAUCAAAAUAAUACAAAUGUAGGAAUCAAUAAUUUUUUGUUAUUAUAGUUUAUAAUUGUUUCUCUUAAUCAAAUAAUAUUUGGUCCAUGAUGAUAGACAGAUGUUUAAUAUUGUACAAUCCAAUAGACAUAGCUGCUUACCAUUGUAAUGUGCUGAUAAAAAUGUUUAUAUGUACAUAGUAUAAUGAUAGUAUAAGUAUUCUUAUUCUAUUGUUCAAAAAGUUAUAUGUUUCAAUUUUUUCUUUAUCGAAAGUAUCGCAAUGAAAUUAUUAACUGAAAAUGAGAAAAGUGCGUAAUAUAUAUAUAGAAAUUAUAUAAUAUCUUUCUUCUAGUUAUUCAUGUUUGCUUAGUCAUUACUUUUUUUAUAUAUGCGAUUGCAAGUGUAGAUGUUAGCCUUUUUUCCGAUUUGGCUUAAAAAAAUAUCGGAGUGUACUAUGAGCGUAUUGUGAUGUUUGCAAGCAUAGUGGAAAUAUCCACUUAUGUGUUUAAGCGUAAGACGCCCAAGAACUGAUCUUUCGUAUUAUGUUUAUAUAUCUUAUAAUAUGCGUAAUGCUAUUUACUAUAACAUGAUCUUCAUAAUACAUUAUAAACAGAAAAAAAAUUUUUUUCAAUAAGUCCUGUUAAAAAAUUAUGUAAAAUGUAUCAUACAGUUAAAAAAUUUUAUUCACUGAACAGUGAAUUUUAACUGUCAAGGAAAUAAUUACUUCUGGAACUUAUUAAAAAUAUAUGGAUAUUCCUUGUUACAAAUUUGUGGAUAAUAAUUGCCACUGUAUCGAUUCACUGUCUAAAUGUUGUAAUUAUUCAAAAAAUAAAUUUAUCUUACAUUCAAAAA
Apis cerana (Asiatic honeybee) is the source of this 4019-nucleotide messenger RNA. It is a transcript of the gene Dsor1, whose product is annotated as mitogen-activated protein kinase kinase 1. Lineage: Eukaryota; Metazoa; Arthropoda; Insecta; Hymenoptera; Apidae. Gene Ontology annotation, molecular function: protein kinase activity; ATP binding. Gene Ontology annotation, biological process: protein phosphorylation. The record is from RefSeq and is a predicted model, not a curated record.